UGUCAAUCCCAGGCAAGAGACAAGGCAGACAAAGGUUUAUUUGUAAAGAACCUCCUUCUAGCACCUCCUUUUUUCUCCUUUUGCCCAAACUCACCCAGUGAAUUGGAGCAUUUAAGAAGAUUCCUCUGCCAAGAAGACCAAAAGGAACAGAGAAGAAAGGGAGCUGAAAACUGAUGACCAUACAAAAACUGGUCCAUGGAUCUUUACAGCAGCUUUAUUCAUAAUUGCCAAAAGUUGGAAGCAGCCAAGAUUUCCUUGAGGCAAAAAGCCAAAAUGAAAUUUAUAGUACUUGCUGUCACUGUUGGGCUAGCUUUGCUGCUAGGAGUCCAUGCCAUGCCUGCCAAUCGCCUCUCUUGCUACAGAAAGACACUAAAAGAUCGCAACUGUCACAACCUUCCAGAGGGAGUAACUGACCUGACAAAGAUUGAUGUAAACGUCCAGGAUCACUUCUGGGAUGGAAAGGGAUGUGAAAUGAUCUGUUACUGCAACUUCAGCGAAUUGCUCUGCUGCCCAAAAGAUAUCUUCUUUGGACCAAAGAUCUCUUUUGUGAUUCCUUGCAACAAUCGUUGAGAAUCUUCAUGUAUUCCAGAGAACGUCAUCUCUCAUUUCCCACAAAUUACAAUAUGUCGACAUAACUACAUUUCAAGUUUCUGUCCAGUGCAAUAAAGCAGAUUCCAUAAAUUCCUACUUGUCUAAGACAGUAAACUUGUGUUAAGUAUAAGUAGUAAUAAAAAUUAAUUCAAUUUAAAUUCUCUGUGGACAUUGCUGGCACUGGUUAAAAAUUUUGGGUAAAAAAUUUUCAUCUAUGAGGUGUUCAGUAGGUUCAGGAUUUUUAAAUAGUUGAUUAGCCAUAAUUCUUGCUCAAGGGUUGAGAACUUUUACUUCUUAGUUGACAGUUAUUGCCCAUGUACACUUAAUGGGAAGAAUCAGAUAUAAAUUGAGGUUCUUAUAAGGGAAUCUAGAAGAUUUCUAAUAAGAGGGUAAAAGGGCUGGGGCACUUGGCUGGCUCAGUUGGUAGAGCAUGAAACUCAAUCUCAGGUCCUGAGUUCCAGCCCCAUGUUGGGCAUAGAGUUUACUUAAAAAAAAAAAAAAGAUAAA
Molecule: messenger RNA, 1098 nt
Organism: Mustela lutreola (European mink)
Lineage: Eukaryota; Metazoa; Chordata; Mammalia; Carnivora; Mustelidae
Gene: SCRG1
Product: stimulator of chondrogenesis 1
Exons: 4
Coding region: 196-570 (124 amino acids)
Source: RefSeq, a predicted model, not a curated record